Messenger RNA from Priapulus caudatus, 1268 nucleotides. Its product is annotated as serine/threonine-protein kinase 33-like. The record is from RefSeq and is a predicted model, not a curated record. NCBI's taxonomy places the organism in Eukaryota, Metazoa, Priapulida, Priapulimorpha, Priapulimorphida, Priapulidae. The annotation marks the transcript as partial. Gene Ontology annotation, molecular function: ATP binding; protein kinase activity. Gene Ontology annotation, biological process: protein phosphorylation. The transcript is spliced from 11 exons.
UUUAUUUGUCAUUUUAGGCUCGGCAAACUGAAUUCGGCUCGGCGGCUCAGACAUCUCAUGGAAUAACAGUAAAGAAUAAUUUAUCCUUUUACUGAAUAAAAUAAAAAAUGGCUGAGAAGUCCCCAAAAUCAAUCGAUCGAUCCAACAGAGUAAUCCCACAUUGCCGUUUGGAAAAGGAGAAGAUACAUCAAUUGUAUGAGUUUGGGAAGAAACUCGGACAAGGCAGCUUUGGAGUUGUAUGUGAAGCCGUGAGCUUAGCCUCUGGACAAAUGUGGGCUGUAAAAAUCAUUAACAAAGAAAAGGCUGGAAGUUCAGGAGUAAAACUGCUGGAGAGAGAAGUUUCAAUCUUGAAGAAGGUGCAGCAUGAGCACAUAAUCCACCUGGAAGAAAUUUUGGAAACACCUGAGAAAAUGUAUCUUGUUAUAGAGUUGGCUGAUAAGGGGGAAUUGGCAGAUUUGCACAGAAGUAGAACACACCUGAAUGAAGACGAGGCAAAGACUGUCUUGCGGCGGCUCGCUAGUGCCAUUGUCUAUCUACACAAGGCGGACAUUGUACAUCGAGAUCUAAAGCUGGAGAACAUUCUUCUGGCAGAAAAUCCUAAAGAUAAGGAUGAUCAGUUGUACUUGAAGGUUACGGAUUUUGGUUUGUCGGUUGUGAUGGGUGGAGUUGGACAAGACAACAUGAUGCAGACCUUCUGUGGUACUCCCAUGUACAUGUCCCCAGAGAUUAUUGACAGUAAGAAGACUUACAGUCAGCAGUGUGAUGUGUGGGCAAUGGGAGUGAUCACCUAUAUGAUUAUCAAUGGUUCACCGCCAUUUCAAGCGAAGGACGAGGAAGCGCUGUACAGUGCUAUUAAACAAGGUGACCUUGACUUCUCCUCAGCGGCCUGGGUAGACAUCAGCGAAGAAGCAAAGAGCUGCAUCCAUGGAAUGUUGAAAGUGAAUCCUGCCCACCGCCUAACAGCUAAAGAAGUCAUGGACCAUGCUUGGAUAACCGGCGCCGCGGCAGGCCACGCAUCGCAGCCGACCAAUGUUCUCGAGAUGAUGAAGCAGUGGAAGGACGAGCUCUACGACGACACCUCGUCCCUAGCCAGCGCCAGCACGCUGUCGGUCGCCAGGAGACUCAGCCUAGACGUGGCCGAGCAGCCGCGCAGGGAGUCCGGCCUGCUGAAGAUCGCCGAGGACGCAGGCUCCGACGAAGCGGCGGGCAGUCGCCACGGUAACGACAAGCGCAGCCCGAGCAAGACGCCGUCGGGGCUCGUGCACGGC